Molecule: messenger RNA, 1473 nt
Organism: Recurvomyces mirabilis
Lineage: Eukaryota; Fungi; Ascomycota; Dothideomycetes; Mycosphaerellales; Teratosphaeriaceae
Gene: CTU1
Product: cytosolic thiouridylase subunit Ctu1
Exons: 2
Coding region: 1-1473 (490 amino acids)
Biological process (GO): tRNA wobble position uridine thiolation
Cellular component (GO): cytosolic tRNA wobble base thiouridylase complex; mitochondrion
Molecular function (GO): tRNA binding
Source: RefSeq, a predicted model, not a curated record
AUGGCGUGUCAUGCGGCCGCGUUGUUGGGCUGGAACUCGUUGACUGUCCGGGAGAGUGAUCGAUCCGAAAUGCCGCCUCAUAUAUGCGAGAUCUGUCGUACAGCUCGCGCCCAAAUCCUUCGACCAAAGAAUCAUGCGCGGAUCUGUGCCGCAUGCUUCAUCGACAUUUUCGAGAGCGAGACGGCUGAGACGAUCACUUCGACGAGUCUCUUCCAGCCAGGAGAGAGGGUGGCUAUAGGAGCUUCUGGUGGAAAAGAUAGUACCGUCCUUGCCUCUGUGCUAAAGACACUGAACGACAGACAUGGCUGGGGACUGGAUCUUGUGCUCCUGUCUAUAGACGAAGGCAUAACAGGCUAUCGGGACCACAGCCUGGAGGCUGUAAAGAGGAAUAGUGCUGAGCUUGGACUUCCACUGAAGAUAGUAAGCUAUGAAGAGCUGUACGGCUGGUCUAUGGACCAGGUAGUGGCACAGGUAGGCAAGAAAGGCAAUUGCACAUACUGUGGUGUCUUCCGUCGUCAGGCUCUGGACCGUGGUGCCGCUAUGUUAGGCGUAGGUCACGUAGUAACCGGUCACAAUGCAGACGAUGUAGCGGAGACAGUCCUCAUGAAUCUACUUCGAGGAGAUCUACCACGACUAUCUCGUGCGACGAGUAUCGUCACCAGCACUCCCAGUGCAGCGCGGGGACCCGAAGGCUCUUUCACGAAUGUGAAGAGGAGCAAACCACUCAUGUAUGCUUACGAGAAGGAGAUAGUCUUGUACGCACACCACAAGAAACUUGACUAUUUCAGUACAGAAUGCAUCUACAGUCCUGAGGCGUUCCGUGGAAGUGCCAGGACACUGAUCAAGAACCUGGAGAGGAUACGGCCAGAGAGUAUAUUGGAUGUGGUGAGGAGUGGUAUUGAUAUGGCAAAGUUGGUUCCCGAUGCAGCCGGGAAUUGUAAGAGCGGAUGUGCGGAUAAGAAGAGGAAGCAGGAGGCGCAGGCUGAGCAGGAGGAGGGCGAGGGUGGGUGUGGGAGUGGGAACGGGCAGGAUGCUGGUGGCGAAAUGGCUGAGAUGGAGAGGAAGCUAUGGCAGGACGAGAAGGCGGAGGAGGAUGGUAUGGAGGUGGAGAUCAAGAUGCCGAUGAAGGCUGUGAAUGGGCAAAAUCACGACAGAGACAUUGCGGCAUCUGGCCCCCCUACAUCUGCGUUGAUUACACCCACAUCUGAUCAGGACCACGACAGACAUACACAUCUUUCAAUCCCUGACCUAGAGACUAAGCAAACUACUGUGCCUAUCCGAACGAAAGCAGAGAAGAAGCAAGGAAGGAAGAUGGGCAAGGAUGGUAUUGCACGACCUGCGCAGACAUUGGGACAAUGCGAACGAUGCGGCUAUCUGUCUUCACAAGCUGUGUGCAAGGCCUGUGUCUUGCUCGAAGGGCUGAACAAGAGUCGACCUAGGACGGGUGUUGAGGUUGGCGGAGGUGAUGGUUGA